AUGCCAGUCGAAUUCAUCAGCCUGACCUUCCCCAACGCCUCCAACGAGAUCAACCCCAUCCCCAAUGCAGGCGUUGAUCCGGAGUUUCUCGUCCGCUAUGCCAGGAACCUGGACGACUACGCUUUCAACUACACGCUCGUCCCGUACGAUUCGUCAUCCUUCGACCCCUUCACGAUCGGCGCGACCAUCGCCUCGGUCACCAAGAACAUCAAGGUGAUCAUCGCCCUGAGACCGAACACGCUGUACCCGACCGUCGCAGCAAAGGCCCUAGCGACGCUGGACCAGCUCAGCAAGGGCCGGGUCGUCGUGCACUUCAUCGCCGGCGGCAGCGAUGCGGAGCAAGCGAAAGAAGGUGACUUUCUCAACAAGGAAGAACGCUAUGCGCGGCUGGAGGAGUACAUCCGUAUUCUCCGACGCGCAUGGCAGUCCGCAGACCCCUUCGACUGGGAGGGGAAAUAUUACCGGUUCAAGCAGUUCAGCAACCGCGUGCGUCCGACGAACGGCACCAUCCCCGUCUCCGUGGGGGGAUCAUCCGACGACGCAUACCGCAUUGGAGGCUCGUUGGCCGAUAUCUUCGGGCUCUGGGGCGAGCCGCUGAAGGAAACAAAGGAGCAGAUCGACCGGAUCUACGCAGAGGCCGCGAAGGCAGGACGGUCGGAGUCAGACCGUCCCCGGAUCUGGGUGACGUUUCGGCCCAUCAUCGCGGAGACGGAUGAGCUCGCCUGGGCCAAGGCGCAUCGGACGCUAGAUGCGCUAAGGGAAAACCGGGCCGCGGCGCAGGGCAAGGCACCGGCUGAUGCUCCGCCGCCGCAGAAUGUCGGGUCGCAGCGGUUGCUGGCCAUUGCUGCGCGCGGGGAGGUGCAGGAUCGCGCGCUGUGGUAUCCGACGGUGACGGCGACGAACGCUCGCGGGGCGUCGACAGCGCUGGUCGGGGCGCCGCAGACCAUUGCGGAUUCGAUUCUGGAUUAUGUCGAUCUGGGGGCGGAGCUGAUUUCCAUCCGGGGAUAUGAUAACCUCAACGACGCGAUUGAUUACGGGCGUUAUGUGCUGCCCCGGGUGAGAGAGGCAUUGCGAGAGAGAGAAGCGACGCCGGCAUGA
Molecule: messenger RNA, 1098 nt
Organism: Monascus purpureus
Lineage: Eukaryota; Fungi; Ascomycota; Eurotiomycetes; Eurotiales; Aspergillaceae
Source: the annotation of a GenBank genome assembly